Messenger RNA from Porites lobata, 12856 nucleotides. The record is from the annotation of a GenBank genome assembly. Lineage: Eukaryota; Metazoa; Cnidaria; Anthozoa; Scleractinia; Poritidae.
AUGGACGGCUCAAAUCGUCGGGUUAUUAUCCGACGAAAUAUUCAUUGGCCCAACGGGCUAACAAUGAACUACAGUGCACAGAAGAUAUACUGGACAGAUGCGAGUUUAUUUUAUAUAGACAAAGCCAAUUAUGAUGGUUCAGAUCGUCAGAGCAUACUCAGGUCAGCUCCUAUCCAGUGUUCAUUGGAACAUCCGUUCGCUCUUGCUUUGUACGCUGAUAAAUUAUAUUGGACAGACUGGAAAAAAAGAGGGAUUCUCUCAACAAACAAGAACAAUGGACUGCGGUGCCCAGUAAUUAAAAAGUCAAAUACUUCUCCAAUGGAUAUUCGUGCCUAUGUAGCCAAAAGGCAGGUACCCAGGCCCGGUAAGUGUUUUGCUCUUGAAUACUCUUUUGUCUUUAACCUGAGAAAACAGCAGAUAUGUAGCGACGCUACCACACUAGUUUCCCCGUUAAAUGACGUCUGAGAAACGAGCGCAGAAAUUCCAUACAGAUGACGGGUCACUACCCAUUCUCGGAGACCCAGGGGUAGUCAGUCGGGCCGGGAGAAAAGAUGCGACGAAAGUUUUCAAGCACAAGCAGAAAAGCCCCUGGCUACCGACUCUCACCGGACCAUUUUCAAACGGUCAAGAGAAUACUGGCUCCUGAUUGGACACAAGAAAUGCAUUGUAUCAUUGUGCCCAAUCGACGAACAGCAUCUCCUGAGUUCUUUUCGUGAAUUCGUACACGACGGCUAUUAGGGACUUUAAGAUCCAGCGACGCGACAGCAACAAGAACGUCGCUUAAAAAGUGAAUCUGAGUUCUUUCAGUCUUUUUCGCAAUUAUUCCCACCCACUUACUUUGUCAAAUGUAGGCGAACCCUCCUGGAAUUUAAUUCCUAGGGACCAUAUCCAAGUUCAGAAAGAGAAAUAAAAUUUCGUCGUUGCUUCUUUACGUACUCCAUAAAACGCGAAGUUAUGCAUUUUCACGUCGUAGUCGUGCAAAAACGGGCAAAAAUGUACAAAAAAGCGUGAUGCACAGUUGUUAAUAACGUUCUCGUUGCCGUCCGCGUCGUUGGAUCCGCCCUAUUGACUCGAUCACGGCUUGUCUGGCUCAUGCACUAAAGAAAUGCACGCAGUCAGGAAACUUUCAGAUUAAUAUAAAUUCUCCAUUUCAAAAUACUGUCUACCCGAAAACUAAAGACGCUUUUCCAAAAAUACAAGCUUGAGCUUAAAACAGGCAUUUACACUUGCAUCGAUCACGCCUUCGUUAAUAUUAGAGAGUUUACACGACAGCUGACAGCCACGAAAACGUCGGAUGAACAGUGAAUUCACAUUUUUUCAGUCUCUGUUGUGAUUAUUCCACCCUGCUUACUUUGCCAAAUGCAAGCAAAAUCUUCUGGAGCUGAAUUUCUAUCUGCCAUAUUCAAGUUCAUAAAGAGAAAGAAAAUUUUGUGAUUGCCUGCACGUUUACGUCCUUCAGAAAACGUGAAAUCAAGCAUUUUCACCUGGUAGUCGUGCAGUGACGGCAAAGAAAUGUACAAAAAAGCGUGAUGUACGUGCAAAAAUGUUGUUUUUUUGCCUUGUCAAGGAGCGCUUACCAUUUGUAUGGAAAACCCGGUAACGUAAUUCCAGGGAGAAUUCAGAUGGAACGGUUCAUCCCGGUGGAAAUGUUCCCGUUUUCCCGUUUUUACCGAUACGACCAAAAUAUUUGGUACCAUUUGUCUUCUCAGUACCUGGCGUGUCUUGAGGCGGAAAGUGAUUUGUUUCAACCCAGGUCCACUCGUUAUCUGGUGUUUUGCAAUGGUACAACUCUAACUCCUUCCUCUUUUCGGAAACGUUUUCAAGUCCAGUACCAUUUGUCAGAAACUUUUUACCGAAAUUUCCUUACAAAUGGUAAGCGCUCAAGCUAUUGCUUUUUAUACUUUCUCGUCGCCGCAGCAUCUUAAUCUUCCUAUUAUUUACGAUACUUUGUGAUCCGUCAGAAACAGAAUUUUCUCAGUGCAAAAUGAAUUGCUCUUGCUGAUAGCAUCCGAAACGUUUUUUGACUCAUCGGUAGUUCCUUCGUUUCUGGUUAGGAAAGCUUAGGGAACGAACCGGGCAACUGUGGCAAGAUAAUAGACGUCGUGUACGAACUCACGAAAAGAACUCGGGGAAAACUGUUCGCCGAUUGGACACAAUAGUACAAAGCAUUUUUUGUGCCCAAGUAGGAGCCAGCAUUCCCUUGACCGUUUGGAAAUGGUCCGGUGAGAGUCGGUACCCAGGGGCUCUUCCGCCCAUGCUUGAAAACUUUCUUCGCGCCUUUCUCGACUGACUGCCUCUGGGUCUCCGAGGAUGGUCACUACCCAGAUCUGAGUAGUGCUUCUGAUUAGUUGAAUCAAAUUUCCCAGGCGGCACAACCAAUCAGAAGUACUGCCCAGAUCUGGGUAGUGACGCGCGAUCAGUAUGGAAUAUCUGCGCUUGUUUCUCAGUCGUCAUUUGGCGGGGAAACCAGUGGUAGCGUCGCCAAAUGUCGGCUUUUUUCUCAGGCUAGCGAAACUGUUGUCGAUUCACUUUGACUGUCAUCUUCUUGGUGACAGAUUGUGUACUUUACGGUGAAAACUUUACAUUUUACAACGUAUUGAUUUUAUAGAACGAAGGACGGUUUUGAUUUAUCAUACUACAUAGCGGACAAAAUGUGAAACAAAUACCAUUUUUGUCCGCCUUGCCUGUCUUACAUCCGUCAAGUAAUUUACUCCUACAAAAAUCCGUAAGUAAGACUUCUAUGUAUCAUUGUCCAGGGACCUGGCACAGCAUAUUACAGGGAAAUAAAGACCAUCCAUCGACUGACAACGGGUUGUGAUCGAAGGUUACAAGCUAAAAAGAGAAUUUGGUCAAAGUGCUCGUUUUUCUUCUUGAUCUACAAUAUUUUAACCCAUUCUUGGGGUAACCCAUUUCCCCAAUCACUUCACGCUAAAAGAUAGGAGGAUACCACAAGCUUUGAAAACUAGAUUUUUGUAAUUAGUAUGCAUCAUGUCUGUGAUCACUCCCAGAAACAGUGGCAACAAAUUUUAUGCAUUCUUUUCAGGUAAAAAUCCAUGCAGUUCAAGUACUAAUGGAGGUUGCAGUGAUUUAUGCUUGCUUAAUAAUCGCGGUAAAUCAUGUGCCUGCCCGACUGGCGUGAAGCUUUUACCUGACAACAAGACUUGUGAGCAAGGUAAGCGGCGGAAACUUUGAAAGCGGUUUCUUGGUUACAUGCACCUCAUCUGCGUUUAUUUAAAUUCGCAUUCCAGCGCUUGAUGUUUUUUCCUUCGGAGCACAACACGCAUUAUAGAAUUUUAAGAAAUCAAGUUAAGUAUUUGAGACUUUUUUUAUAGACUCACCAUUUUUUGUGUUAGAACAUCUCUUGUUUGAAGGCGAUUCCGUCAUGUUAGUUAAGUCUACAGCUUUUUACCAAUCCAGCCCAAAAUAGUUUUUGUGGCUAAGUAAACUACAUAAAUUUCGCUUCCACAGAUUAUUUCUAUUCCCUUGCGAAUUUUGGCAGCGCAGUGCUGCACUUCGGUUCAAACAGAAAUUUAAAGAGGCACAAACGUUUCAGGGAUGAAUAAAACUAGAACGCAUUAUUAUUGUCAAAGGGAGGGAAACAGUUUUAUCUAUGAAGGGGGGCUUCAAGAAGUACUCUGUAGCCUAGGACAAACGUCGAACUUUUCAUGAGACGAACCAAAAUCUCAUUUGGGAAUUAUGCACUCUUAAAGUUUCUAGAUGUAAAUAAAAUAAAUGUGUUUGCCAGCCACCAUGUUUGUUGCAUAGUUACUGAGGCGUUCUUACCAAAUUUAAAGUAAUUUGGGGGAGAAGCAUAAUUUCUGCAUUUUUUGCUAAAAUGAGCAUAAUUUGCAGAAAAUAGAUUUAAUUUUAGAAAUAUACGAACACUCCUAGUAGCAUAUUAUGCUAUUUUUGGCAGCACGAUCUAUCCAAGCCUAGCUAUUGCUUCGGCGUACGUCGCAGGUUCCGUGCACGUUUUGAUACGGGUUAAGGAAAAGGGAAUUUGCGCCGCAUAUUCCUGGACACACCCGACCUCACUGAUGUUGCCAUGCCAGUUUCUGGUCUCUUACCAUAAUGGCCAAAUUUCAGUUGUAAUAGGUGAAAGGCACAACUUUCAGUACUUCGUUUAGAUUCAUUUUGUUACAGGUCCUGUACACUUCCUAUUAUUGGCACGUAAAGUGGAUAUACGACGUAUUUCACUUGACACACCCGACUUCACUGAUGUUGUUAUGCCCGUUUCUGGUCUCCGCCAUGCAAUGGCGAUUGAUUUUGAUCCUGUGGAUAAAUUUGUCUAUUGGAGCGAUGACGAAAAGCUUGAAAUUAAAAGGUCCAAAAUGGAUGGAACAGGUAGGGCUACACGUUGCAUUUUAUAAGUUUUGCCACGGGCCUCGAUUGAAAUAAUCAGGUUCAUUUGGCGCUUACUGUUACAAUUUGCAUUCUGUCCUCUCCCUGAAAGUUUAUUUAAUUUUGGCUUCAACAGAAUCUCCUACUAAGGGGCAGACAAUUCCUGUUAGAUGCAUUGUACUAGGUCCCGUUUACAUUAAGAAACGUUGUUCCAGCAGGUACAAGUAAGGGACACUCGCCUAACUGAUCGAACAACUCUAGCUCUUCCUACGUUUUCCUCACAGAACUUGGCAAAACGUAUACAUGAAUUUGUCACAAAGUGUCGGCUCGGCUAAAAGGGUGACGCCCCUAGCUGAGUCAUCCUUUUGUGAUGGUAGGGUCGCCCUCCUUUCCGUGCCAACGUUUCUCCAUAAAAACACUCUUGUCUGACCGCGGCAGGAUUAGCUCAGCCGGUAGAACACUUGUCUUGCAAAGCGGGAGACCGCGGGCUCGAUUCUCUCUGGGCCGUACCAAUACUCAGGGACUUAAACUAAAUGGAAAUUGAUUGUACGGCCUUUGCCAUGAAAUGGCUACACCCUCGGGUGGCUCAGAUGACCACGUAAAAUGGCGGUCCCGUCUCCAGUAGGAGAUGUACAAGCUAAAUAUAUCGACACUCAAACAAAGUGCAGAGUGCGCCCAGCUUGGUCAACCAUGUCAAUCAAUCAAAGCAUACGCAAGCAAUGCUUUUUGACAAGACGCAAUCUCGUUUCCAGAGGUUGCAAUACUUUUGGUCAGCACCAAGGAUGCCCGUUCCGCUGGACAAGGGUAAUGAAGGCUUUCGGGACCAGAUUGUCCCAAGCGCCAUUGGCUCUGGCAAAGGGUUCAACUCAAAUGAACUGUCGCUAAAGUUAACUCGACUGGUAGGGUCACCCGUCUCGCUCGUACAACUUUACUCCAUAUAAACGGGCCUCAGCUAACCCUUGGCAUGCAGCUGAAGCAGAGCCAUUUCUAGCUUCAUGAGUGGCACGCUUUUUGUGUUUGUUUGAUUACCUUUGUUAGGUGUGCAAGUCAUAAUCAACGACGUUAGUCAUCCUGAUGGUAUUGCAGUCGAGUGGCUGGCACGGAACUUGUACUGGACUGACACAGGCACAGAUCGAAUUGAAGUCAGCAGGUUGGAUGGUUCGUUUAGAAAGAUCGUCAUCUCUGAAGACCUAGACGAGCCAAGAGCAAUAACACUGCACCCUUCUCUCGGGUAAGCUGGUUAUUAUGAGUCUGCGGUCACAAGAGUUUUACUUAUUAAACAUUUCUGUGAUAAAUGAUGACGUCUUAAGCACACCGAGUGAACAUCGUUCAAAAACUCGUCGUUUUUCUCAAUAUCGCACUGGCGUUCCAACCGCUAAUGAAACAGCAUUGCAUUUCAGUCAUUGCGCUGCUAAUAAGGGACAUUUUUGACACUCCUAUCAAGCAAUUCGUAAGAGAUCCCCAGGGUUUCAAUAUUCAUUAGUCUACUACUCUAGUGACCUCGAAUACAGGAUUAGACACUGCUAUGCUGAUCAGAUCCCUAAGAUGCUAUACGUACUGAAAAGAAAUGCUUAUUAUGACGCUAACUGAGGAAACACACUCAGGAACACAGCAAAACAAGCUUGAGCUAAGCUUGGCUAAGUGUUCGUCACAAAUAAAUCGUGAUCAUUAAAAGACUACAUGUAUCUGAAAAGACUGAUCACACAAUUUCAAGGCACAUAUUAACGUUAUUUUUCGACUGGCCAAAACCCCGCUUCUAACCUCUUUUCUCAGGUUUAUACAGUGAAAACCUAAAUUCUGUUUCUCUGGCAGGUACAUGUUCUGGACUGACUGGGGAAAACAUCCAAAGAUUGAACGAGCAGAACUGGAUGGUAGUCAUCGUAUUACUUUGGUGAAGACAUCAGUGGUUUGGCCUAAUGGCAUUACCAUUGAUUUCCACGAACAAAAACUCUACUGGGUUGAUGCCAAGUUGGACAAAAUUGAAAUCAUGAACCUUGAUGGAAGCAACCGUAGAGUAAUUCUUGACUCUAAACUGCCACAUGUGUUUGGAUUUACUGUGUUAGGAGAUCGUUUGUUUUGGACAGAUUGGCAAAGACGUGCCAUAGAGAGUGUCAACAAAAAGACUGGUAACAACAGAAACGUGAUCCUUGACAGUGUACCUGAUUUGAUGGGAUUGAAGGCUGUCAAUCUUGAUCUCCCUCUUGGUAAGGUUGUGUUUUUUGUGUGUUGAUUUGAUUUGUUUCUGACUGUUAAGCAACCAAAUAACGAUGGUAGCUACCAGCAUCACAAAUAAAAGGAAUGUCGAAAUUACACUAAAGAUCGUUGCUUUACAAAAGAUGCCAAGCAGGUUGUUUUUGUGAAGGGUUGGAGUCAUUUCAAGAGGAAUAGUUCACCCGGACGAUCAUACUUAGCUUAUGACAGGUUAUUUUUAUUCGCAGAGUUCAUUUGUAAAUCGACUACCCUUUCGGACAGACCUCGUUUUGGCGUUUUAGCUAAUAGGAGUAAAUUUUCUUUUAAUUGCUAAAAACGAAAUUCCCAGCGACACAGUACUCUCCCAUGACUUGUAGUCGACUUGUUUUUUUGCCAGUAAAUCAGAUAGCAGUUUCUCAUUAUGAUAUGAUGAAUAUGUGAAUUUCACAUGUUGAAACCGCGGAUUGAAGAAAUUGAAUGCAACUAUAUCACCUCAGUUAAAGACGCGGGUCUGCAGGGUCAGGGUACCGGCGAACCUGUGAUGACCUUCGUUGCAUUUAAUUUCUCAUUCAUGUUCCCCUACAUUUCUAGGUUCCAACCCAUGUGAGCAUAACAACGGAGGGUGCAGUCAUUUGUGUCUAUACACACCAACCGGAAUCAGAUGUGAAUGUCCGACCGGGAUGAUACUUAAAGAAAGAAAAAAAGCUGGAAAAAGGCAAAAGAGGUGCACAUGUAUGUGUCGACAUUUUUCUUUUUAAUGAGAUAAAGUAUUUAAUUCCCUUUUUGAUACAGUUCUUGGGGAAUCUCUGCCUCUUAAUUCACAUCCUUUGUCCAGUUAUGAAGUUUGUACUAGGGGAUGAAUAAAAUUUGUUGAUGCUUUCUUGCAAGAUAUUGAUCUUUUGCCUGCUUCUCUCUGACUUUGGUAUCCCAGUGAGCAGUGGUUACGUUACGGAGAGAAACCACUGCGAGCGACUGUUUGCUUUUUUCAUCGAGCCGCCGUCCAGCACCAUGGAUGGAUAAAUUAACUUUGAAGAUGUAAAUGGGCUCACGCGCAUUUGCGCUGCAAAACAAUAACUUCGUACGUACAUCACGUGUUUUUGUUCAUUUCUUUGCAUUUGUUGCAAGACUACGACGUGAAACGUCCUAAGUUUACGUUAUAUAAGGGACGUUAACGGGAGAAAACGAUUUAUUUUUUUUCUUUUUUCUUACCUUAGAUUCAUCCCUUUAGAAUUAAACUACAGAAAAGUUUGAAACAUUUGACAAAUUGAACAAGGUGAAGGAAGGCGAAUUCACUUUCGGAGUGACGUUUUGGGUGCCUUUUUCCGGCCGAGCGCGGCACGCGCGUACACGUCAUGAUUGUUCCCAAGAAACAACAGGAAGUGGUGUCGUUUGGCGUUUUGACGUAGGCGCCACGUGGACGCGCAUGCUCAAUGGCAAAGCAUAUGGUCGCUCGCAGUGGUUUCUUUCUCUUCAUAGCGCAGCGUCCGGCCUGGAGAAACCACUGCUCGCAGGGUAUGUCUUUGGCCGCAAUUUUUUUUAUCAUGGACUGAGUUAUCUCAAGGAUCCACAAUUGUAAUAAUUUCCGGUAGUUUUCCCUGAUCUGCUUUAUUGAGGCUAAAGUGAUGUUCUUUACAGAUCCUUCCCGCCUCUUAUUUUUUGCGAGAAAAAAAAGUCUGCGACGCAUGUUCCUAGACACGCCUGAUCCUGCUGAUGUGGUUGUGCCAGUUCCUGGGAUCCAGCAUGCAGUUGCCAUUGAUUUUGAUCCAGUGGAUAAGUUUAUUUAUUGGAGUGACGUUGAGGCUUUUGAAAUCAAAAGAGCGAAAACGGAUGGGACAGGUAUUUAUUGGAUGUGCAUGCAAAUUUUCACGCUUUUUCUUCAUGAAACAUGGUUGUUAGUUCAGUUUUCCAUACUUUUUUCUACCAAUGUUUCCCUAUAAACCAGAGGUUUUUCACAAGUUUCAUGUACUCCUGAAUCAAUUAGUGGGCAUCCACGACUGCUGGAACACUAUAAAUUACAAAGAUAUGUUUUAGCCCUAAAAAAGGGGCUGUUUCGGUGAGUAAAAUAAUAUACAGUCCUGUUUUUGAGUCUAAUUUGGCUCCCUUGAAUCAGGCCAAUACAGUCCGAUUACCUACUGCUGAUUUGGACCUAAGAUCUGAAAUGGGUCCCAUCUUGAGCUGGAAUAGCCUUUUGACUGGGCUGUUUUGGCUUAAAUGGUGCUCAAAUGGCUCCAGGAGGGGCUGAAUCAGACUUACCUGCAGGGUUGGGGCUGAAAUAGAUCAAUGAACAAUUUAUCCAACCAGAUGUAGUUGUUAUUGUUCAACCUGCAAUAAGCUACGCAUUUUGCUUUUGCUGCCUUUGUUGUUUAUGUUUCUCUAGUCACGUAAAAAGAUUGUUAGGAAAAUCCUUUCCGGACCAACAUCGAACGUGCAGGGAGAAUGAAACAUGUAGUAUUUAACUUAAAAGAAAGAUCUGACUUCAAACCAGUAUUCGAACCUAUGUGCUCUUCGGAAUGGGUCUAGCGCUCAGAAGAGCUACAGUAGCUAGAGCUCUUGCUAAGCUCGUAUGAGGCAAUCAUCUUACAUGUGAUUGGUUGUCUUUUUUAGGUGUGCAGCUUAUAGCAGGUAUUAAUGUCAGACAUUGUCAUGGUUUGGCUGUCGACGUGGUGGCACGGAACAUAUAUUGGACAAACACAGACACUGAUCGAAUUGAAGUCAGCAGGCUGGAUGGUUCCUCAAGGAAAGUUCUUAUCAACGACCACCUUGACGAGCCCAGGGCAAUAGCAUUAGACUACACUCGCGGGUGAGCCAUUUAUUUUACUAUUCUGUUUAACCAAAGCUUUCAGCAACGGAGGGACAGAUGAAGUCAAGUUUAACGGUUUCUGCAGAACCCUUAUGAAACGCAGAUGUAAGGCUGUUUUUUGGCCUUGAUGGCUUGAAAACUCACAAAAGAAAGAAAAAAUGAUGUUAUGAAAGACAAGCAAUUCGCGUCAAGGGAAUUCCUCUUUUUCAGAGCUAGAAGGAAAAAAUAGACAUUAAUGUGAAGAAAGUUACAUUUUCAGUUAGUUUCAAAUAGCCUCUUCGCAUGCUGUGUAAAGUCUUUUUUUCCUUUCCAGUUAUAUGUUCUGGACUGAUUGGGGAAAACACCCUAAAAUUGAACGGGCAGGACUGGAUGGUAGUCUUCGCGUCACCUUGGUGAACACAUCGGUGGCAUGGCCUAAUGGCAUAACAAUUGAUUUUCACGAUAAGAAGGUCUACUGGGCUGAUGCCAGGCUGGACAAAAUUGAGGAGAUGAAUUUGGACGGACGUAAUCGAAGAAUAGUGCUGGAUCAAAAACUGUCACAUGUAUUUGGAUUAACUUUACUAAGUGACCGACUUUAUUGGACAGACCGGGGUAGAUUGGCCAUAGAGAGUUGCAACAAACGAACGGGUAAUGAAAGACAGACAAUCAUGGGCGGAGUACACGGUCUGUUGGGGAUAAAAGCUGUCAAUGUCAAGAGAGUACACGGUUAGACUAAUCGACUUAUUUGAGAUGAUUAGAAUUGUGUGUGAUUUUCCCUUCACUGUCUAUGGUAAAAAUGUUACGCGUUUAAUAAUCAGGGGCGUCAGUCCAGGAAGUAUUGCUAAGGAGGGUCCAAAUUGUGUACACUGUUGAAGCCAGUACCUUCCACCGCCCUUCAUCCAUCCACCCCCGUGGUUAAAAGGCAACAUAUAACGCGUGUCAUUUUUAUGCCUUUACAUGGACGUUUUAUGUGGCUAUUAGGUGUUAACUAUUGACGAAAGAAGUUGGUAAAAGGGGCCAUGUAACGAAGAUUUUGCUAUUUUAGUCAAUUCUAUGGUGAAGUCAUUACUUACGAAGAAAAUAUCUAACAAAUGUCGUCGGGGAGCACAAACCAAAAAAAAUGUGCGUCGCGUAGAAUGCCCGGUCACAUCCGAAUGUUAAAGCCGCAUUCGAGCCACGAUUUGGUCUUCAAAAUAUGGCGGAAUAAUAAGACUGAAGCGACUUUGAGAGUUUUUUGUCUAUGAUUGUGAGUUGCUCGUAACCAAUCCUCAAUGGAUACCACUGGAAUAUAUGAUUUUUAAAGCCGUGGCAUUAAAACUUUCCGCCAUUCAAGUUUCAGUCCAAGUUUAUUCUUGCCAUCUUUAGGAACAGACGACAGGAAAUAGUUUCAGUACCUAAACAAUCUGAAAGACAAAUACUGGACCAUUAUUUUUAGAAUUCAAUUUUUUCGGACCGUUUUAGCUUUUGAAAAGAUCGCAAAUAGCGCGACGUAAUCCCUUUGAGUUGAAAAAAAAAAACUUUCCAUCUGCCUGAUACAUGAAGGGGAGAAAGGGGAGACUCGGACUCCUCUGGCUCUCUCGCCUGAUCUGCUAUUUUAUGAGGGGAAGGAAAGACUCAUUUACAUUAAAAGGUUCUAGCAGAUGGACUAGACAACAAUGAAAGACAUUGAAGAUAUAUAGAAUGAAAUAACAUAAAACGAGUUAGAAAGAAUUAAAUAAUGUAUGAAAAAGCUUUCUAAGACGGGGGACUUCUUCUUCUUACGGCAGGGAUUUAUUCGCCCCAACGAAAAAGGUCAACCAUAGUGGCUUUUCAAUUGCUUCUCUUAUCGUUCUUUUAGGUUUCAAUCCCUGUCGUCGAAAUAACGGAGGGUGCAGUCAUUUGUGUCUGUAUACACCAACUGAAGUCAGAUGUGAAUGUCCGUCAGGAAUGACACUGAAAAAAAGGAAGCAAACUGGGAGAAAGAAUAAAAAAUGCAUUUAUAUGUAAGUGUAAACACUUCUAAACCUCUGGCAAAGGCGACCCACUUGCCCUUAACUCUUCAAUGAGGCAAGUCUUUGUUCUAGUUGUAUAAACAACCUUUUCAUAAAAAAAAUUGACGCUGAUUAUUAAGAUCUAAUAAAUGUAACGAAUUCGAAGAAUAAAUUAAAGGACAAUAAUAAACACGUUAUCACGUGACCUUUCUCUUGUUAAAAUCAUGGAAUACAACGAUAAAAAAAAAAAACAGAUGAAAAGAGCAUUGAAAAUGGUCGGUUUGCCAAUUUUUUGCUUUUUAAACUCCCAACAAUAAGAUUUAUGGCGGUUUAAAAAAGCCCUUGGACUGCGCGCACGCCGUACGCCUUUCAAGUCCAUAUAAAUUUUCAGAUAUUCCCACUCCCAAAGGAUCUUGGCCUUGUGUGUCAGUCAUCUCAAAAUUUGUUCUCUGGCUAAUUGUUCUAUUCUCUCUCCAUCUAUUCUAUUGCUUAAAAACCUUUUCCGACUAACGACGCAAGUACAAUGCGAGCAUAAGUAUAAGCUAGGAUGACCAUUAUUGCGUUAUUAAUGAUGGCCAUGAUAUAUUAGAGAGAUUAAGAUUCACGUUUACGGCAAGCCGCUAACGUCGGAUUCAAGUUGAGAAUUUCUCAAAAUAGAAAAUAAGAAAAUAAAAACUGUCCAGAACAAUUCUUAUGGAUAAAAUUGGCGUUUUGAAAUUUAAACCGCUUAUUUUUGAAUUUAAAUAUGAAAGAAUAAACAGUUAACGACAAGUAAAAAAAACUUGGUCAAAUGGCCUGUUUUCAAAUUCAACGUAUCGUUUCCCAAAUUGGCGUAAACGUGAAUCUUAAUCUCUCUAUUAAGCUUAACAACUUUAACGGCUUGCAUCGCCAGGACCAGUCUUAUCUAAGUUGUAUUCCAUAUUUUCUUGUUUUGCAUAAGAAAACACACGUUACCGGGAGUUGUAAUGUGUCCUGGUACACUAAGCAAAGAUAACGUUGACGGACGUCACUAUAACAGCAAUCUCAACAUUGCUUUUGUUUUUGAAACCUUUGUACCUUUUAACAUCUGUCUGGCCUUUGGAGAUAUCAGGUCAUGCCAGAGCACUGAAAGAGAGCAAAUUUAUCUGAGUGGUUGUUACUUUUGACGUCUUGGACGUUGAAAAGACGUUAUUCUGGUAGGUUGACUUAUAUCUGCAACACUAAACAAUACUAUCAAUCAAAAGGUGACUAACGGUAGAGGUGUACCCUUGGGGCAGGCGCGCGUCGAAGUAGGUUAUUGUGCGGCUUGAUACACCGUGCGUUUUACACUAACCUUGAAGUGGUUCUCCCCUUCUAACGUGAGUUAAACUGUAUUUUUUUCUUCUCUAGAUCUUGAUUGGCAGAGACUGGCGAGAAGGGAUAGUAAGUGGGAAGACUUAUUGUGAGAAAAAGAUGACUAAUCUCUUAAAAUUAAUACCUACUGAGAAGCAAGAACGAUCACGAAAACGAUUUAGAACAAUAUGUUCAUGGGAACGAGCGGGGAAAUAUUAACACAAAUUGUAGAAAACAAGGGCUGUUGUUAAGAAAUUUGAUUGAC